Molecule: messenger RNA, 3382 nt
Organism: Halichondria panicea
Lineage: Eukaryota; Metazoa; Porifera; Demospongiae; Suberitida; Halichondriidae
Product: transcription initiation factor TFIID subunit 5-like
Exons: 14
Coding region: 46-1983 (645 amino acids)
Biological process (GO): transcription initiation at RNA polymerase II promoter
Cellular component (GO): transcription factor TFIID complex
Molecular function (GO): protein binding; RNA polymerase II general transcription initiation factor activity
Source: RefSeq, a predicted model, not a curated record
GCUGGCUCCUUAGAGCAUUAAGGUGACCAUAAUACACCCACUGAGAUGACCAGUACUGAGAGAUAUGUUAGAUCUGACAACAGAGGGGAUCAGCUUCUCAACACUGUCAGGAGAACGUUAGAGAGCAAAAAUUAUUCUUGGCAUGAUCCUGUGAUGCUGAAGCAAGGAGUGGGUGGGACUAAUUCUCUUAAGGAGCUACUUAUCAAUAGUUCAGUGGAGAUGGAGGCUACUACUGACACCAGUGUCACUGCCCUUUGCACUGUAGAUACAGAACCUAUGGACAGUGUGGAGAGUUUUGAAAGGCUGAGUCAAUUCUGUAUGGAUUGCAAUGCAGCUCACAAGGUGGAGCUGACUCAGGUCCUCUACCCAGUGUUUGUUCAUGUUUACCUGGACCUUAUUGCCGGAGGGCACUCAGGAAUAGCUGAAUCGUUUCUGGACAAGUUCUCCAUGGUAAUAGGUCCCACCCACCAGUCAGAGCUACAGGAACUGAGCGAAGUAGUGUCUGCCGAGCAAGUGAGCACCAGUUCGCUCGUAAAGAAAUUCAGAAACCAAAAGUUCUUUCUCAAAAUGUCCAAUUCAACUUUCCAGUUGCUUAUGCAGUUCCUACAGGUAUGUGAAACUCCAGGAUUGCUCAGUUUGGUCCAGCGAUACCUAGCUAUUGAUGUUUAUGGGAACACUGCAAUCAGCAAUGCUGAGGUCGCAGGGAAAACUGAGCAGAAGAAAGGUGGUCACUCGCUCAUCUUUGUCAAACCAAAAAUUCCUCAGCUUGAGACUGGACCAACAAUCAAAGGAAAACCUUCAGCACGAAGAGAGCUGCGAAUGUUGCCGUCUAGGGAUGAUGUUGUUAAAUCUACUUUCGGUAAGAUCAGCUCGACUGGUAUCAUUGACUUGGACAGUUUGUCUUCAGUCUUCACCAGUGAGGAAAAUGACAGCUCGACAUCUCGUGCUGAGCUUCGUGAGAGGCUGGCUGUGUGCUCCCAGCAACUCUCCCCCUCUCCUCCGUCACUGGCCCUCUACACAGUGCUCUCCCCACCCAGUAACAGUGUUCACUGUGCUUGCCUCUCUCUUUUUUCUGACAUCUAUGCUUGUGGAUUUGCUGACUCAUCGGUGCAUCUGUGGUCUCGGUUACCAACAGAAUUAAGUCACAUGGCCUGUAAUCACCCAAUCAAAUUGCAGUCUGAUCACCAUAUCCUUCGUGGUCAUCAAGGUUCAGUGUAUGGUGUGACCUUUGACUCAAGUGGGCAGUACCUUCUCUCUUGCUCGGAAGACUGUACCAUCAGACUAUGGGACACGCCCACGCGAUGCUCUACGGUGUCUUAUAGAGGCCACACCUACCCAGUCUGGGACGUGGCAUUUAGUCCGGUAGACGUGUACUUUGUCUCGUCAUCGCUAGACAGGACGGCUCGACUCUGGAGCACUGACCAGGUGUUUCCUCUCAGAGUGUUUGCUGGACACGCAGCUAGUGUCGAUAUUUCUAGGUUUCACUGCAAUGGUAAGUACUUGGCAACGGGAUCACGUGAUUGCACAUGUCGACUUUGGGACAUUCAGAGUGGCACCUGUGUUCGGCUGAUGUCAGGUGGCAAGUCACCCAUUACAUCCCUGGCUUUCUCUCCCAAUGGCAAGCAGCUGGUCAGUGGAGACGAAAGUGGAGAACUAAAAGUCUGGGACCUUGGCUCAGGAAGUAUGAUCAGCGAUUGCCCUAAACCCACGCCCACGGCUAGAAAAUGUCCCGUCUCGUCUCUGGUGUUCAGUGCUGAUAAUGCUAUGUUGGCUUCAAGUAGCCAUGACAACCAGAUCAGAAUCUGGAAUAUGAAGUCCUUUGAACAGCUGAAUCAGCAAGUGUUUUCAAAAGAAGCAAUCUCUGAGUACAAGUGUGAUGUUGGCCAGUUACUUCAGAUGAACUUCACCCAUAGAAACUGCUUGGUAGCUAUAGGUGCUACAAGAGCUCGUAAUUGUGAACCUUCCAAUCAAAUGGACACAUGAGAGAUUCUGGUGGAAUCAUCAUUUUCAAAUCACUUUCUCUUUGACAACUAAUUCGGUCAUACGUGAAAAGCAAUACUUUGAGUCUAGUGACUUUCCUCCAAUACUUUAUACUCUUGAAAGGUGCAAGAGUAUAAGGGUAUUUAUAUUUAUAUUUAUAUAAAUACCCUUAUAGGUAUUAUUAUUUAUAUACUACUACUAUAAAAUGAAUUAUUAUAGCUACAAAAAUAAUUACAUGCAUCACACAGUACAUUACCAGCUUGCAUGCUCUAUGUGUAGCUGUGCCUAAUUAAACAGAUUCAUCUGUUAUUGGUUUUUAGCAAGGAUGUUUACAGAUCAUAUUCACCUGUCCAUGACUCUAUAGAGUAAUCACAUGUACAGCACAUUCUACAUUGAGUGUGUAAAAACCAUCUAAAACUAGAACUGCUGCACUCUCAUGCUAAUAUAAACUAUAGCUAUAUAAUUAUAUCUUGAGUUACAAUAUUGUGUGUUUUAUACAACUCCUUUCUUCUUGUUACUGCUCACACAAAAGACAGUAACAAGCACAACUACCAGUGCAAUCAAAAUGAUCAAUAAUGGUAUUCCUACUGCGAGUCCGAUGAUACAGCCAGUGUCACAUGAGAUCGAUGGAGCUGCCUCUGCAUGCAUGUGAAAGACCAAAUAUUAUACGAAAAAUUUAUUAUAUAUAGUGGUGAUAAUAACUAUAGCAUGCACAACAAAUCAACUACCAAAUACCACCGCUUUACAAAACACGUGCAGUAGACUCACGGCAUGUUGGGCUAGUGCCCGACCACGUUCCACCAGUCAGACAUGUUCUAGUAUUUCCAUUCUCAGGAUCUAUCAGGAAUCCUAGGUCGCAGUUGUAAUUUGCUUCGGUGCCAGCUUCAAGUUCGCCAGGGGGAUUAGUGUAGGAAAUGUUUCCAUUAACCAAUACAGGCAACAGAUCACAGAGAGCUGGGGAAACAAUGGACGUAAUAAAUAGCAGUAACAUGCAUACACACUACAUACACACUACUUACGUGUGCAAUUUGGUGCGGUAGUCCUCCAGUCAGCAGAUUGACCCGAUUGGGUACACGUAGCUGGUGAGUUGUUAGCUUGAAAACCGUUAUUACACGUAAGAGUGGCCACACUACCAAUGCCUGUAGCAUCACUAUACGAAAACUCUCCGUUUGCAUCAUUCAGUGUCGAACAUUCAGCUAAAAACGUUAAUCCCAACAAUAAUAAUUUUGACAAAUGGCUCAUGUCAAUCAAACUCACCACCACAUACAAAGUUGGAACCAGGUACCUGACCUGUAGGGCAGUUUUCAACACAACUACUCUCGUUAAAGUAGUUGCAACAAGUCUGGUCAGUAAAAUCUGCGCCAAAGCAGCGUCCAAGACCAACAGUACAGUUUUCACAUUC